This is a messenger RNA of Carassius auratus (goldfish), 4093 nucleotides long. It is a transcript of the gene prkaa1, whose product is annotated as protein kinase, AMP-activated, alpha 1 catalytic subunit. Gene Ontology annotation, biological process: protein phosphorylation; intracellular signal transduction. Gene Ontology annotation, cellular component: cytoplasm. The record is from RefSeq and is a predicted model, not a curated record. Lineage: Eukaryota; Metazoa; Chordata; Actinopteri; Cypriniformes; Cyprinidae. Gene Ontology annotation, molecular function: protein serine/threonine kinase activity; ATP binding. The coding region runs from base 71 to 1792 and encodes 573 amino acids. The transcript has 10 exons.
CUGUUCCGGUAGUUGUCAGUAGAGACGCUAUUGCGUCUCUCUCUCUCGCAGGUAGGGCCUCAGAGCAAAGAUGGCGACGGACAAACAGAAACAUGAAGGCAGGGUGAAAAUCGGACAUUAUAUUCUCGGAGACACCCUAGGAGUCGGAACAUUUGGAAAAGUCAAAGUGGGCCAGCAUGAGUUGACAAAGCACCAGGUGGCAGUAAAGAUUCUGAACCGGCAGAAGAUCCGCAGUCUGGAUGUGGUGGGGAAGAUUCGACGCGAGAUCCAGAACCUCAAACUCUUCCGUCACCCGCAUAUAAUCAAACUUUACCAAGUCAUCAGCACACCUACAGACAUCUUCAUGGUAAUGGAAUAUGUGUCAGGAGGAGAACUCUUUGACUACAUCUGUAAAAAUGGAAAGUUGGACGAGAAGGAGAGCAGGCGUCUGUUCCAGCAGAUCAUCUCAGGGGUGGAUUACUGCCACAGACAUAUGGUGGUGCACAGAGACCUCAAGCCUGAGAACGUCCUGCUGGACGCACACAUGAAUGCCAAGAUUGCAGACUUUGGCUUGUCAAACAUGAUGUCAGAUGGAGAAUUCUUAAGGACGAGUUGCGGUUCUCCUAAUUAUGCUGCUCCUGAAGUCAUCUCUGGAAGGUUAUACGCAGGGCCUGAGGUGGACAUCUGGAGCAGUGGUGUGAUUUUAUACGCUCUGCUGUGUGGAACGCUGCCGUUUGACGAUGACCACGUGCCAACGCUGUUCAAGAAGAUCUGCGAUGGGAUCUUCUUCACGCCUCAGUAUCUGCACCCCUCCGUUAUUAGCCUUCUGAAACACAUGCUCCAGGUGGACCCCAUGAAGAGAGCCACCAUUAAAGAGAUCCGGGAGGAUGAGUGGUUUAAACAAGAUCUCCCCAAGUAUCUGUUCCCAGAGGAUGCUGCGUAUAGCAGUAAUAUGAUUGAUGAGGAGGCACUGAAGGAGGUGUGCGAGAAGUUUGAGUGCACUGAGGAGGAGGUACUCAACUGCUUGUACAGUCGCAAUCUCCAGGAUCCUCUUGCUGUGGCCUAUCACUUGAUCAUAGACAACCGGCGCAUUAUGAACGAGGCCAAAGAUUUCUAUUUGGCCUCCAGCCCCCCGGACAGCUUCCUAGAUGACCUGCCUGCGCACCACUCUGCCAAGAUUCACCCCGAGAGAGUGCCAUUCCUGGUGACUGAGUCCCAGCCACGUCCUCGACACACGCUGGAUGAGCUUAACCCCCAAAAGUCCAAGCAUCUCGGUGUCCGGCGGGCCAAGUGGCACCUGGGAAUCCGUAGCCAGAGCAGACCGAAUGAUAUCAUGAGUGAGGUCUGUCGUGCUAUGAAGCAGUUGGACUAUGAGUGGAAGGUAGUUAAUCCUUAUUACUUGCGAGUGCGGAGGAAGAACCCAGUCACUGGCAUACAUACAAAGAUGAGCCUCCAGCUCUACCAGGUGGACAGCAGGACCUACUUGCUAGACUUCAGGAGCAUAGAUGAUGACAUGAUAGAAGUAAAAUCAGGGACUGCCACACCUCACCGCUCUGGCUCAGUCGGUAACUACCGGAAUACCCUAAAGAACGACAGGAACGAAAAAAACGAAUGUGAGGAUGCAGCAAAGGGCGACGUGUCCGCUCCCUCCACGCCUCCGCUAACUGGAGGGAAAGCGGCAGAAGGCUCUCUGGCUUCUUCUCUUACCUCCUCAGUGGAUUCUGCAGGGUGCGAGAUCCUCCCCCGCCCAGGAAGUCACACCAUAGAGUUCUUUGAGAUGUGCGCCAACCUCAUCAAGCUGCUAGCGCGAUAACUUGUGGUCCCUCUGAUGCCUUCUCUCUCACUCUCCUCUGUCUUCCCUCUCACUCUCUUUCUUCUGGAAUACUGUCUACCUCUUCAUCUUCUGGUAUCCGUGUCAUCAUCCACAGUAGUCCUUCUAUCUCUAUUCUUUUCGUCUCUCUUUUUCUCUCUCAGUGUCUUUAGAGCAAUAAGCAUGCGGACAGACUCAAGACUCCAUGCAUCCCACUCGCAUGACAAAGCUGAAUGGUCUGUGGCACUACAGUCGCCAGGAUCAGCCUGUUUAAGAGGACUGAGAAAAGGUACAAGAAGGUUGUUUUUUGUGCCACAGUUAAGAUGUCAGAAAGAUUGCUAUGCUAAGCCACUUUAUAGUGUCUAAACUCUGUUAGAGAUGGUUUUCUAGUUCUUUUUUUGGUUUUAUAGCAAGGAUUUCCUUGCAGAGUGAGGCGUAGAGGUGCAUUUAAAUGAGUUCUACACUGAGCUAGAUGUACUGUACACAAUGCUGUUGUGAUUCUUGGCGGACCAAGAGAUGUAUAAAGAGAGAGCCCUUGUGAGGACUGUGGGAUGAUGAGUAAGACAGAAAGCGCUUUUGCACAGUUUUACCUGUAAGUUUUUGUGGGCCAGUGUCAGAGCUGGUUAUCCCAUUGUUGUGGCCUACUGGGAAGGGCACUCGAUUAGGAGGAGCCGUCUUAAAAAGUGGGGCCAAUUUAACGUGGUGGGCACUUUAACACAAAGGGACAACUUGAUAAGUCAGUCUUUCUUAAGGAAGAGACCAAUAUUAAUCCCAUUUAUCCUGAAGGAGUGCAAUGUCCUUGCCUCUGUUUCAUAGAUUUUUGUUUGUUAGUCACACCUUUUUUUUUCUAUUCGCUCACAUUUUACAUAAAUUGAAGUAUAUACAGAAUUUCAACAUGCAUUUGGAUUUAUAUUUAUCAGUGCUUUAAAUGGGGUUGUAGAUUGUAUUAAAAUAGUGAUAUUGGACUGGAUUUUUUUUUUAAAAGAAGAAUAUUUGAUUGUAUCGCUGUAAAAUGUUUUAUUCCAUACACUGCUUUAUCAAAAACAUUUUUUCUUUUUACUAUUAUUUUAUUUGUUUUACAACACCGUGGUUGCUUGAAAUCAAAUGUAUUUGUAUCCUCCUUCCCCACACACUUUCACAAAUUAAUUCACUGUAGUAAGGUUAGUAUUAAAACUUUUUUUUUUUAUGUUGGCUGAGAUGUGUUAAAAAAAAAAAACACAUAGCUGAAGUGUCUAAUAAAGUUUAUCAUGGCAAUGAAAAUGGAAAAAGAUUAAAAUAAAAGUUGAAAUAUUGGCACAUACUAACUGAUCUCCUGAGCGAAUCAUAGAGCCAAAGUCAUAAUCGUAAGAUCAUAAAAUAGAAAAACACUUCCUACUUGCAUGUGACUUUGUGUGCGCUCAUAUGAGUCUGUAAUAAACACAAUUCUACAAAAGUCCCAAAGGAAAGAACUGCAACCUGUUAACAAUGAACGGAAUUAUUUUGGGAGCUUACUGACAGAUGUAAUCAUCUUCUCAAGAUCAGUUCUUUCAAUGUAUAUUUCAUAGAUGAAAAUUAAAACAAAAGUUUUAAGUUGCUCUUGUUCAUUCGCCUGCCCAGAGCUCCAGCUAUGUUCAAAUAAAAUAUCCCAAAUUCAAUGCUAAAAAAAGCUAAGACGUCAUUUUAAAUAAUAAAUGUAUUCUAUGCCAUGUAUGGCACAUCGUAUUUACAUUUUAAAGUCUGAAUGUCUUAACACACAUUCUUACUGCAUUAAAGAAAUAACUCUUAGUUCUUAAAAAUGCAGCAUUAUCAUAUUCUCAAAAAAGAAAAGAGAUUUAAGGCCAGUAAUUCUGAUUUGACCUUUGUUUCAUGUUAAGAUCUAGUUUCCUAAAAGGAUAAUGUUGUUUUUGUUCUAAACUCAUUUCAUAAUCUGUAUUAAUGAGACUUAAGAGCUAAAAUUUGACAAUCUGUGCUUUGCAAGUCAGCUUAAGACAAAUCCAGAAAAAUUUAGUUUUGCUCUGUACCCCUUUAUCUUUUUUCCCUCCAAAGGUGAUUUCCCUGUGUAGUUGUCUUAAUUCAAAUGUUCACUCUUCUUUAUCACUAGGGAACCAUUUCAGUGUCUCCACAGGCUGUCUAUUCAGCCAUCGAAAAGAAGUUUAGAAAAUCUGUUGAUGUUCUUCUCUUAACUGCAUUAAUGUUGAUUAUCUGUGCAGAGAUGCAUCUCAUGGAGACUUGCCAAUGUAAAUUUACAGAUAAUUACUGAUCAUUUACAGCUGAAAAGAUGAUUUGUAAAUACAACUGCCUAAUAAACUGAUACAUGAAAGAUGA